Messenger RNA from Schistosoma guineensis, 2240 nucleotides. Lineage: Eukaryota; Metazoa; Platyhelminthes; Trematoda; Strigeidida; Schistosomatidae. The record is from the annotation of a GenBank genome assembly.
AUGAGUAAUCAAUUAAAUACAACAAAUAAACAAUCCACUUUACAAUUAUAUAGAAUAAUAAAACUUGAUAAUGAAUAUAAUAAUAAUCAAAUAUUUACAUUUAUAAUACCGCCACAAUUUAUUAAAGGUUUUUUACAUAGUGUCCAAUCUAAUGAAUUCUAUUAUGCUGGUCAUUAUUGGUAUAUACGUAUGGAAUAUGAUAUCAAUAUAGAUAAUCAAUAUACUACUACUAAUAAUAAUAAUAGUAGUAAACAAUUUAUACAAUAUAAUAAACAACCCUUAGGUAUAUCACUUCAUUUAUGUCAUUUAUCUAAUGGUUUAUUAUGUCAUUUAAAAUCAAUUAAAUUCACUAUCCCUCAUCAAUAUAAUUAUACAUUAAAUUUAAUACAUCAAAUGAAUAAUUUAUAUUUUACAAAUAAAAAUUUAUCUUAUCAAUUAACAUCAUGGAUUCAAUCAAAUUUAUUAUUAACUAAUCAAUAUUAUUUAUUUGAUAAUGAUACUUGUUUAUUAGAAAUUGAAUUGAAUCAAUUAAUGACAAUUUAUGAAGAACAAUUACAUAUAUCGAAAAAUAUUAAAGAUAUAUUACAUUGUAAAUGUAUUGAAUCUACAACAUUUACAUAUUCUAAUAAUGAUUGGAGUUUUAUUAUUGAUUGGAAUCAUUUAUUCAAUACUACUACUACUACUACUAAUACUACUAAUAAUAAAGAUAGUAAAGUUAUUCAUGAUUAUAGACCGAAAUGUUAUUUACAAAAGCAUAAUACAUUAAAACAUUGGAUUAGAAUACAAUAUAUCAUAUCUAUUCAUUGGUAUAAUUUAGGUGAAUUUACUACAGAUUUAUUAGAUCAUUUAAUUAAUCCAGAUCAUAGUUCUAUAACUAAACCAUUAUUAAUUGGUGAUUUAAAUUGGUUUUUAAAUAAUACAAUCUCUAAUAUGAUUAAAUUAAAACAUAAAAUUUCUAUUAAAAUUCAUUUUUAUUCAAUUACAUAUAUUAAUUUAAUACAAUUAAUACCAACAUUACCACAUAUCAAUCAAAAUUGUACACAAUUUAUUGAUCCAUAUGGUAUAGAAUGGUUUAUUAUAAGUGAUAUAUUAGGGAAAUUAGUACAUUUAAAAUUAUUUUAUUUAAAUCAUUCCAAUACUACUUAUAAUACUACUUAUAAUAAACAAUUGAAUGAUAAUGAAUAUCAAUUACAAGUUAGAUCAACUGCAUGGUCAAUUCAAUUAAUUCCAUAUAAUGAAUCAUUAAAUAAUGUUAAAUCAAUGAGUCCAUUUUAUGUUAUAUAUACUUCAAUGAAUAAUAAUACAACAAAUCAAACAAUCUUGAAACAAAAUUCUAAUACAAAUUAUCAAGAAAUUGUUUUAAAUUUAGAUGUUGAAAAGGUAUGUAGUUCAAAUUUUGGAUAUUCACGUCCAAGUGAUAAUGCAAUUACAUUACAUAUUGAAUGGUUAUAUUCUCAUGUAUUAUGUAGAGGUGAUUAUCAAAAUUAUGAUGAAUUGAUCGCAAGACAACGUUAUCAUCUUUUAAGAGAUAUAAGUAACAAAGAUUCAGGGAAUGAACAUUUAAACAAACUUAAACAAGUUCAAGUUUCAACAACAACAACAACAACAUCAUCAUCAUCAUCAUCUAAAGAAAAUGAUCAUCAUGAUCAUGAUACUAAUCGAGGAAAAUUAUCAGAAUCUAAUAUAAAUUCUAUUAAACAAUCAUCAUAUUUAAGAAAAUCAUCUGAAAUCUUAUCAUCAUCUAAAUCAUAUUUUCAAGAUUCAUUUAAAAUUAAAAAAACUUCAACAAAUAAAGGAUCCAUAUCACCAAAUCAUUCAUUAUCUAGUGGAAAUUCUUUAACAAAUUCAUUAAAUAUUAAACAUUUUUUAACACCAUCCGUAAUUAUUAAUAAUAAUAAUAAUUUAAAUUUAGAUAUAAAUAAUUUAGAUGAUGAUUCUUCGUCUACAAAUCAAUCUUGGCGUCGUCAUAGUUCGUGUUUAGAAGAAGUUGGAACAAAUAAACCAAGACAACGUAGACAAUUACCAUCUCCACCUCCUCUUCCUGUUCCAUUAGUAUCAUCAUCAUCAUCUUCAUUGAAAUUAACAGGAGUUAUAUUACCUGAUGAUGUGAAUACUAUUUCUUCAAUUGAUCGUUAUCAAACAACACGAACAAAUAAUAAUAAUAAUAGUCCACGUUUAUCAUUAAAACAUGAACAUUCGGAUUUUGGUCAUUUUAUCUAAACAAACAAGAAAAAUUUGUG